Molecule: messenger RNA, 1421 nt
Organism: Ixodes scapularis (black-legged tick)
Lineage: Eukaryota; Metazoa; Arthropoda; Arachnida; Ixodida; Ixodidae
Product: translation initiation factor IF-2-like
Exons: 9
Coding region: 132-1415 (427 amino acids)
Biological process (GO): negative regulation of DNA-templated transcription
Molecular function (GO): DNA binding
Source: RefSeq, a predicted model, not a curated record
UGUCGCCGUUCGCUAAAAUGUCAUUCGCUCAUGUGAUAUGGACCCAGCUUGUAGCAUUUUCCAAAAGCAAUUAAUGCUCUCUUAACUUCCUUGAAAUCGUUGCAGCAACUGUGGAGCUGCUGGUGCGGAAAAUGCAGAAGGCUAGGGCUGCCAUACCCAGAAUACUGGACGGCCUUCCAAACGUUAACACCUCCAUGCAGAAGGGCGGCUCUCAGAUGUCUUCAAAAGCACAAAAGGCAAGGAAACUUCAAGCACAUCAAAUUGCCCAGGAAAAAAUAUAUAAAAGUUUCAACGAAAGGGAAAAAGAAUCGAAGGGAACUGCCACAAGAGACAACAAGAGGAAAAGGUUUGAGUCUUUCGACAGCUCGGAUGAGGAGCUCACUUCGACGGAACAGUUGCAUCAGAAAGACAUCAUGAUUGCGCAGCUGCGCAAGCGCCUGAAGGACGAAAAAGAUUACAGUAGGCGUCUGGGCCUCGCACUACUGGAGAAGAUCGAGGUUGCCCGCACAAAGCCUUCGGGGAGUAAACACCUCAUGAGUGCAGCUUCUCAAGCUUCCAACAUCAAUGUCGCACAGAUACCCUCGACGUCCCAUUCAGUUGCAGUUCCUGCUUUGGCUUCUCCACCUACCCCGCCAGUGGCCCCAGCCCCGUUCCCACCACUUGAUGCUGCACCAGUAGUAGCACCAGCACCAGCCCCGCUUUCCCCAGCAGCAGCUGCAGCCCCGUUCCCACCCCUUGAUGCUGCGUCAGUAGCAGUGCCAGCACCAGACCCACUAGCAGCCCCGGCCCUGCCACCGCUUGUUGCUGGGCCAGUAGCAGCCCCAGUACCAGCCCCAUUUGCACCAGAAGCUGCCCCAGCCCCAUUCCCACCACUUGCUGCUGCACCAAUCGAAGCCCCAGCUUUGGCUCGACCCCCCGCCCCAGCAGCGGCUCCUCUUCUCCCUCAUCUUCAGGAGGUUGAAAAUCUAGGACAUCAGCCAGACAUGAACGCUGGAGUUCGGGCCCCACGCAAUCUGCCACCGUUGUACGAAGUCUUCCAGGGGAAUAUCCACCUCGGAGACGAGGUUUACAUAGCGGAGCAAAAGAUGAGGCACCUCAUGAAGCUGCCUUCGGACCGGCGCUUCACGAAAGAUGUGAUGCGGUGCCUUUGGACGGCUGAGCAGCUGCAAGAACGCAGUGUCACGGGGCAGGUCAGCCGCCGGCUGGUGAGGAGUGGAGGGGUGGCCAAGCAAGCCCUCACACCGAGGAAGGUGGCAGCAGUGAAAAAUGCCUUGCAGUACUACAUCAUGCACCACCGAAACCCCGACACCCCGGAGGAGGCAGAUGACGUCAGCAACCGCCUGGCAUGUCUAAACAAUAUUAUGACAAAUUUUUUAUCUGAUCUGGGCCGCCCCAGCAGGCGUGUCACUCUGUAAAGUGUU